Messenger RNA from Merops nubicus (carmine bee-eater), 928 nucleotides. It is a transcript of the gene METTL24, whose product is annotated as methyltransferase like 24. NCBI's taxonomy places the organism in Eukaryota, Metazoa, Chordata, Aves, Coraciiformes, Meropidae. The transcript is spliced from 4 exons. The record is from RefSeq and is a predicted model, not a curated record. The annotation marks the transcript as partial.
GCUGUAAGAUGGCACAUUGAACUACAGCCAUGGGCGAGUCCAACUCCUUCCCUCAACUAUGAGGCCUUGAGGUUCCUGAAGUACAUUAGCACUUCUCAGAUUUCAUGUGAGCACAUGAACCUGAACAGCCUGAGAGGAUACUCUGAAGCCACAAAGAAGCCCUGGUCGAUCUGUCUUGACGAGAGGUUUAGCCUCAUUCAUCGAAUCAGAAGCAAGCAAUGCCGUCUGUAUUCCCUUGGGCUAGGCAAUGAUGACAACCAGUUUGAGAUCGGCAUGGCCAACAGUGGAUGUGAGGUGCAUCACUUUGACCCCAGUAUCAAGUCAGCACACAUUCAGGAGGGUCGUCACCUCUGGUAUCAUCGCCUGUCCAUUGACUGGAGGGAUCCAAAUCCAGCCAUUGCUGCUCAUAAACUUCACAGCAACACAAAGAAGCUGGGCACAAUAUUGAAUGAAUUUGGGCAUCAGAAGAUUGAUGUCCUCAAGGCAGAUGUGGAGAGCGCCGAGUGGAAAAUUUUGGAAAACCUGAUCCUGGAAGAUGUUGUUGAGCAGAUAGGACAGCUGGUCUUCGAGGUACACAUCCACUGGCCUGGGUUUGAGGUCAGCGGCAACGACAGCACUGUGGUGCGGUACUGGUACAGUCUGCUCCGAGAGCUGGAGCUGAAGGACUUCAGGCUCUUCCAUACCUACAAAGACUUAUCGAAACCACAGAUGUUUCUGAAAAAGGAAGCCUUCAAUGCCAGUAGCUGUUACAGACUGAGCUGGGUAAAUACAAGAUGGAAAUAGCAGGAAGGAGUUUGUGGUGUGUGACUGUGAGCCAUCUGGCCCUGCGCCAUUACCCAAGAGGACUUUGGCGUCACUGGCAUGUGUUGCUAGAUGUGCACACAGUGACUGCUAACAAAAUGAACUGGCUUUUAUUCUUAUAUGUUAU